AUGAAUACCAAAAAGGAAGAUUAUAACAAUGACAAAUUAUAUCUCAAGUUAUAUGAAUAUAUAUCUAGAAUAGAUAAAUUUUCUUCGAAUGAUAUUAAUUCACAAAAUGAAAAGGAAAAGAGAAAAUGUAUUACAAAGCACAAAAAGAAAGACGAACAUAAAAAUUUUAACCAUGAAACAAUAUCUAAUUUUAAUAAAAAUGUGGGAAAUGAUAAUAAUACAUUUAAAGAAAAAAAUGAAUACAUAAUAAAAAAUGAUAAUAUAAAUUAUGAUAAUCAUAAGACAUAUGGAAAUGUCCAAGAUUAUGAUGAAUAUAAGGAUUAUCUAUCGAACGACUCUUUAAGUGUUUAUAGUUCAUUUGAUGAGGAAGAAAAUGAAUUAGAUUCUUAUAUCACUCAAAAUAAACAAAAUGAAAUUGAUGAAAGAAAUAAGGAAAAUAGAAAAAAUAAUAAUUUGCCUAUUACAUUAUCUGAUCAGGAAGAAAUAAAAAAAGAUAAUCAUUUACAUAUAAAUAAUAUUACAGAUAAUAUAUUACAUAAUGUUUCAGAAGAGAAAAAUUCAUUUCAUAUUUCUAGUAAAAAUGAACCUACCAAUGAUUCUUAUAAUUAUAUAGAAAAUAAAGAAAUUUCAGAGAAAAAAGAGGAUAAUAAUAUUUGUCAAUAUAAAUUUAAAGAAACAGAAAAGAAUAACAAUAUGGAUAUUUUUAUGGAAAUAGAAAACUAUUAUUUUAUAUAUAAAAUGAAUAGAAAAAUUGAAGAAUAUAAAAGUGUUAAUGAAAUGAAAAUUAUAAAAAGUGAAAGAAAUGAAAAAUUGUCUGAAAUGUUUAAAAAGAUUCAUAACAUUUUAACAUAUUAUAAAGAAAUAAAAAGUGAAUUGAAUAACUUAAUAAAAAAUAAACAGCUCAUUUAUAAAAAUUUUUAUUCUAUUUUUUUACAUUACUAUUAUAGAUACUCAGAAGUUAAAAUGAUACAAUUAAACAAAAGCAAAGUUGAGAAACGUUUAAAAUAUUAUACAAAUAUUGAGCGUUUUGAAAUGAUUCUAGACAAAAUGGAGAAAAAUGUAUAUGCAUAUUUUAUUGAUAUAUAUAAAACGUCCAUGAUAAAAAAUAAACAAGUAGGAAAAAAUGAACAAUGUGUUGUUUUGUAUGAGGGAGAAGGAGAAUACACGAGUGAUUAUGAGGAGACAGAUGAAGAUUUGGUAGAUGAAAUGAAGGAAGACGAGGAUUAUGAUGAAGAAUAUGAUGUAUAUGAUAUAUAUGAUAUAUAUGAUAAUGUGGAUGAUGAUCUAUAUGAUAAUAUAGAUGAAAAUGUGGAUAAUGAUAUGUAUGAUAAUAUAGAUGAUCAUGUGGAUGGUGAUAUGUAUGAUAAUAUAUAUGAUAGUUUAGAUGAUAAUAUAGAUGAUCAUAUUGAUGGUAACAUAGAUAAACAUAUAAAUGACCAUUCAAAAGAAGAAAUACAUGAUGAUAUAAGUCAAGAUACUCAACAAAAAAUGGACCUAUCCCUCACAUAUAAAAAAAAAAAAUCUUCCAAACUAAGUGACACGAAUAAAAAAAAUGUUACCAAAACUAAAAAUCAAAUUAAAGAUAAAAAAAAAAAUUCUUUCUCUUAUAUAAACAAUAGUAGUACAUUAGAAAAUAAUCAAUCGGCAAGUUCCUCCUCUCAUCUUUUGAAUGAACUUUUUUUGAAAAGCAUGGAAUGUAAUUUUUUAAAUAAUAUUGAUGACGACAACUUUAAAAGAGAAAUAUACAAAAAAUUACUAAACAAAAAUAAAAUAGAUAAAAAUAAAGAAAAAAGAAAAAAAAAACGUCAUAUAAACAAAUGGAAUGAAAGAAAUGAAAUUCAUUCUAUGUUACACUUUUCAGAAAAGGCCAUUAAAUUUUUUAAAAAAAAUAAUACAUAUUUCAACUCAAAAGGGAAAAUUCUAAAAUAUCAAUCAAUUAUUAAAAGAAUAUUAAAAUAUAUUAUAAACUUAUUUAGGGACGUCUUAAAUAAUACUGAUUUAAAUAUUAAUUGGACCAAAGAAGAUAGAGACAAAUAUGUGCAUGAUAACCAUUAUGAAAAUAGAAGAACCUAUGAAAUUAAUGAUACAAUAUAUAGAAAUUCAUUGAAAAAUCACGAAACAAAUAUUAAUAUUAAUAUUAAUAAUAAUGAUAUUAUAAGCUGUGGUGAACAUAUUAAUAGGAAUUUGGAAAAUGUUCCUACGAAUAAUAAUGAAAUAAAACUUUUUUCAAAUACACAAAAUGAAAAUUAUAGUAUUAACCAAAAUGGGAAUGAAAACGAGAAUGGAUUAUUACAACAAAAUAUAGAAAAUGAAGAAAAAAUGAAUGCAAAUUUUAUUACACAUGAAGAUAUAAAAAAAUCUAAUAUAUAUGACAAUAAUAUAUAUAAAAUUUCUACUAUUAAUAAUUUAAUUAAAAAUCAUUCUUUAUUACAAACAAAUGAUGAAAACGAAAUUGACAAAAUAUAUAAUAAUGUGAAUAUAAUAUAUUUCAAUAAAUAUAUAGAUGAGUUUGAAUAUUAUAAGAAAUACAAAAUAAAAUGUUAUUGUAUGAAAGAUAUCAUAAAUUUUAUUUAUAAAAAAUCAUUAAAUGAUGAAAAUAAUAUAUAUAUAGAUGAUUAUAACUCAUUGGAAAGUAUAUAUGUGAGUACAAGAUUAAAAAUUUUAAAUAAUAAUAUUUUAAAAAAUUUUGAAUAUUUCUUUGAUAAAGAUAUUUGUAAAUAUAUAAAAAAUGUGUGUCUAUUAGCUAUAUAUAUUUCAAAAUUAGAAUCAGAUUUAUUUUUUUAUAUAUUUAAUAAUAAUCUAAAUUCUUCUAUUAAUAUUAUACUCAAUAGUAUUGGUGUAAGUAUAUAUGAUAAUAUUAGUGAGAAAAUUUAUGAAUUAAAUAAUAUGAAAAUUAUAAGAAAAAUUAUUCAAAUUAUUUAUGUAGAUAUAAUUGAUAUAUAUACUGAUGAUUCUUAUAAUAUUAUACAUGAUUAUUUGAAACGAAUAUGUGAAACAUUGAAAGAGAGAUUAUUAUAUAUAAUAGAAAUGUAUAUCUCAUAUUAUACUAAAAAUGUUAAUUAUAAUAAUAUUAUUCCUUAUAUAUGUUUCCAACCAAUAAAAAAAAAAUUUACCAACAUAAUUAAUGGCUUUUUAUAUGAUGAUUAUAUAGUAAGCAGUAAUUAUGAAAUAAUAAAUCAUGAGACUACAAAAAAAAAUAAGGACCAACUUUUGAAUAAUACACAAGACAAAUUUUAUGAUAUAAAUAUUUUUUAUUCUGAUAAUAUUAAUUAUGUAGAAAAAAAAAUAGACAAUAUAUCUUCUAAUAAUAUAUAUAAUCCAAAUGAUAAGUAUAUGGAAAUCUCUGAAAAUGAUGAUUAUUCUAGUGAAAGUAUAGAAAGUGAUAAUAAUUAUAAAGAACAUGAAUAUAAUAUAAAUAUAUUGAAUGAAAAUAAUGUAUACAAAUCUUUCUCAUUUAAUAAUAUUCAAUUUAAUAUAGAUACUAGUUUUUCCUUAAGAGGAAUAGAUUUGAAUAUAAUAGGAACCAUUCUAAUUUUAAAAACUAUUAAUUUUAUAAUUGAAGAAAAUACUUUUAUAGAUUUAUUCAAAGAAUGUUUAGAAAAUACAUUUAAUUCUAUAACAUAUAUAUAUAAGCAAUAUAUAAAAAAACAUGAUGAUAUGUUUAAUUCAAAUAUUUAUCUUAUAAAAAAUUUAAGUUUCUUACUUUAUUUAUUUUAUAAAGUCACUAAGGAUAAUGAUUUUUUAAAUAAUUAUUUACAUAACGAUUUAACAGAUCAUUUAUUAUUUAAUAUAACACAUAAAGAAAGUAAAAAGAAUGAUCAAAAAUACAAAACAGGAAAAGAUAGUAAUAAUAAAAAUGAAAUAACAGCAGUAGAAAAUGAAGGUUCUAUUUUUAAUUUUAUUAAACGAGUGUAUACUGUAUCUUCAAAUGCUGAUGUGCAAAGUAAAAUUUUAAAUACGUUUAAUGAGAGCUUAUAUAAUUUUAUUAUAACCACCAUAUCGAAAGUGUGUGCUCCUCUAAUUAUUAUCCUUUCGAAUGAAUAUAACGAUUACACAAAUGAGAAUGACAUAAAAGAAGUACUAUAUAAUUGGAUGAAUGGAAAGAAAAAAGAAAAAGAAGAAGAACAUAACAACGUUAAUUCUAGAAAAGAUAUGUUUUCGUUUUUGAAAGAACUUGAUUUUGAACAGCUUAAGGAAUAUACAAUAAAUAUAAACGAGCAGAAAAAUCAAGAACUAAGUAAUAAAAAUAUGGAUGAUAUAAAGAAUGAGUUACAAUCAUUUCGUCAAAAAAUAUACUCUUUGUUUCCUAAGAUUUAUUUUUAUAUAAAAUUAUUUAUUUGUUCAAAUACUGAUAGAUACAACGAAAACAAUUUCUUUUACGUUCUGUUUGAUUAUAUAAUAGGAGUCUUAAAAUAUAAAAUAAUAUAUAUGUUAAGUGAAUUGUAUUUUCUACUAAGAUGUAAAUAUUCAAAACAGAUUUCAAGUAUUUUUGAAGAAAAUUAUAUUAAUGACAUAUUUCUUUUUUUAAAUUCGAAAGAGCAAUAUUCAUGCGUUUUUUCAGAUAUACAUCAAUAUUAUGAUAUGAAAAAAAAUUAUAAUUUUUUGUAA
This is a messenger RNA of Plasmodium gaboni, 4608 nucleotides long. RefSeq lists its product as hypothetical. The transcript is spliced from 3 exons. The coding region runs from base 1 to 4608 and encodes 1535 amino acids. The record is from RefSeq and is a predicted model, not a curated record. NCBI's taxonomy places the organism in Eukaryota, Apicomplexa, Aconoidasida, Haemosporida, Plasmodiidae.